GUGUUUCAGCUGUUCCAGCGCCGUUUUGUAUAGAGGAGCCUGGCAUUCGCCGAGACCUGGCACUUGACUCAGUACAAUUCAUGGUGCUCCGCCAUCUUUCUUUUUUUGUAACUAAUGAGUGUGUCGCACCGGUGAUCAAACUCCGCACAUCACAUCAGUGAUUAUUUCUCUGCUGUCUGAGGCGUGAAAAGUACUUAUUUUAAAUGCGAAUUUCCGAAUCUGUUGCGCGCAGAUUUCUGUGUCGCAAGACUGGCAAAGUAAUUCAGAAAGCGCAAGUAGCGCCUUUGUAAAAUUCUGGGGUGCUCUUGUUCAUGAAAAAAAAAAAAUCUGCCAUGAUUACAGAGCGGAAAAAGGGACGGAUAGUCUCAUUUGUUUCCAAUUUGUAUGUUGGCAUAAACAAAUAGCACAGUCAAAUAAAAUAUUUGGAGUUUUCUCUCUUUUGGGUUGGAGGGCUACAAAAAAAAUGUCCCCCAAGUGAGUGUUUUUUGGUGAAGAAUAGAGGAUUUAGUCCCCUCUGUGUGUUGUGGGCAAGGAAAGGGAAAGGAGAGGGGUUGCUAUGGCAAUGUUAACACAUGAGUGGCAGCGCAGACUGGCCUCCCAAGAGUCCGUGCAGCAGUCAUCGAGGUUCACAGGGAGCUGUUACUUCACUCCCUUUAACAAUGGGAAGUCCUGAUAGCUGAAGAUUUCACCAAUUGCUGGUUCAUCACGGCUGGUGAUGAUACCUCAACUCCACACAAUUCCAGUAUUUGUUUCUGACUCUUCACUCAUCUGCACAAUCCUACAAUAUGGCCAGCAAGAGGAAAUCCACCGUUCCCUGUAUGAUUCCAUCUAAAAGCAAGCACAUGCGGGAGGACAUCAUACUGGGAUGCUUGCCUGAGCUCCUACCCACAAUACCUGAAGACAGCAUCCUCAGUAUCUCUUCAAAAGAUGAGGAUGCACAACGAUUCCAUGAUCUCUCAAAAGCCGUGACGAAAACUUCAUGCUGGGAAAGGGGAACAUAUACCUGCCCUCUGUGCUGCUUUGAGUCCAGAGACUUGAACCUAUUUCUUCAUCAUAUGGACAGCUGUCACAAGGACUUUCAUGCUCAACCAAACUUCUACUGCCUGUCUUGCAAGGUCUCAGCGGUGAAGUUUGAAGGUCUUGCUUUACAUAACGCAAAAUCACAUCCUGAACUCCAUACAGCGCACAAGAGAGUGUCCUUGCAAGUUACCAAACGAGAUGGGGCUAUUACAGUGGAGCAAAGCCUGUUUACAGAAGAGGAUUUCAGUGAAUCCGGAAUAUCCAUUACCAAGACACCCAUAAUGAAAAUGACCAAAGGGGGGCACAAAAAAAUUGUCGUCUCCCAUACUGUUGAGGUACAUCGGGCUGAGCCUAGCAUCGACAAACCCGCAACUGUAACCAAUGGCACUUCAGUUAGGACCUUUCCCCUAACGACAUCAACACAUAUCAUUGGUGGCACUGGUGCCCCUCCAAUCUAUAAAAUCCCAAACAUCCCAAGAAUGCAUAACCGUGGUCCUCUGUGGAACUCUAAUAUGUCAUCAGCCGAUUCAAAUGCUGAUCUCCCAAAGGUCAUGAUCCCUCUAAGUAGCAUCCCCACCUACGAUCCAGCUAUGGAUUUAAGCAGCUUUCUUAAGACAUCCUUUGGUAAGUUCCCUUACCCUACCAAAGCAGAGCUCUGUUACUUGACAGUGGUCUCUGGCUUCCCAGAGGAACAGAUCAAACUCUGGUUCACAGCCCAAAGGCUAAAGCAAGGUAUUAGCUGGUCUCCUGAAGAAAUCGAGGACACACGUAGAAAGAUGUUCAACACUGUAUUCCAAGCCACACCGAAAACAUCACAGAAUCAGUUGCAUCACAACAUUUCCCAACACUGUGUUUCUGUCCAGUCUGCCACUUUGAGUUCUAACUAUAUACAACAGAUACCAAAGGGAAGUGCAGUGGGUUGGAAAGGAGGGGUCAUAGUCAGCCAGCCUAGCGUGACCCAGGCCACAUCCCUUAAGCAGCAGCAGCCAGUGGUUCAGGCGCCACAGGUAAAUAUCCACCAUGCUGUUAUCACUAAGGAAACUGGAAAUGAAUUAUCUUGUUGGACAACUGAGAACGGCAACAAUGCAAGCCGAGGAGGUAGCGUUAGCAAUCUUGGACACACUGGAAAAAGCGAGACUGGCUGCAGCUCAUCCAUCUUGCCUGGCGCUUCCAAAAGUCAGAACAGCAGUUAUAGUGAGGGCAGCAUCAUGAAUCUGACCAACAUAGUCAGGAAAAUUGACUGUCAUGUCAAUGACAGGAACGCAAAUUGCACCAGCAAAACAAAAGCCAGUCCAACUUCCAUUUAUGGGCAACAGAAAGCGUCCAAUAACACAAAAGAAAGCAGCUUUGCCACCACCAGCAAAUAUAACAACGGAAGCACUUAUAAAAGCACCAGCCACAUUUCUAUUUGCACUAAAAGGGAGGGGAACAUCUUAGACCACACCAGCAAAAGCAACACUGACACUAGUGUGAUUUGUAGCAACAGUAACAUAAGAACUGAUGAGUUUUUACCACCCCUUACCCAUACCCUGGUCCCACAGCCUGGAAGCAUGGAUCUAUCCUUUGGUAAGAGUAAGGUUUUACCUGAGCUGCCAGGGACCCUGAAGCAAAGCUUUACUCAUAACUCAUUCCCUGAACAAAAACGCUUUCUUGCACCACAAGGUCAACCAUACCACAUACAUACUUUGACAGACUCCCAGUCCGCUUUGGGGGGUUCAUUUAUCAACCUGCCCCAGAGCUCCCUCCAGUCUAACUCUGCACCAAGCUCCCAUAUCCAAGAUGAACCCAGUCAACACUCCUCUCCACCCCUUUCUGCUCCUCAGGAGCAACAUUCUCCAAAAACCCUACUGGGAGCACCUCAGGUCCAGUCCACAGACAUUACUGCCGUCCACUACAAGGAACAGGACCCCAAACACUUACCUGCCUUAGACAAAGACUCUAAGCAAUCAAGUUUUGAUAAAGAAAGGUUCUACAGAAACGUAACGCAAAAUGAAAAUGAAGGAAGAGUUUCUGAAACGGAUAGUGGAAUUACAAAAACAUUUUACACCACUGACAAGAACGAGCAUAGCAAAAUAGUUAACACACUACAUACCUUCACAAACGAUAACACUAACAAGGCUAAACAAGCCAUGCCGCUCUUAAGACAAUACAUACAAGAAGUGGACCAAUGGGAAAGCAACUGCAACCAUCUCGAAGAGUCAAACAUGAGCCCAAUGAAGAUAAACGUAAUAUCGCUGAACAAAGAUGAGAGUUUGUACAAGACCAACAGCAAACCGCCAAUCUGCAAGCCGUUAGAGAGCUUGAUCAGUGGCAACGAUUCCAGUCAUAAAGACGAAUCUUCAGCAUGGCAUGAAAGCUUACGGCUUUUACCAGUGGAUGCAGAACAUCGCACAACUGAUAUAGGUAACAGCGAAUCACACCAGCCAGAUAAACUUGUAGGUCUUGAAACCCAACAAGUCAAGCGAGAUCUAUGCCCGGAGCGGAAGAGUAUUUUUCAGAGUCUAGACUCUGAAGCUCCCAUGCUGCCAAUGAAGAAAAAAUCACAGGAGGCAAUGGCGGAGUUAGACAAGUCAACCACAGGAGAACAAGAUUACUGGGAGAUUAAGGAUGACGAGCAUCAGCAACCAAUGGGAAACCAGAGUUUGAGAGGGCAUCAAGCACAAGACAGUCAAUCAAGGGACUGUCUGAGAGGAGAGCUUCUGAAAGUUUAAGGACUUGGCUCCGCAAGCCGAAGAGGCAGAGGAUCCCGUAUUCAUCCUGAACAUUACAUUUCUUGUUUUCUUUACAUAUGACAGCAGAUGAGAUUGUAAAACAUUCGUGAUGGUCAAUGGACUUGUGGAGUUUUGGGCCGAUCCAGAGAGUAGCCGCUACAAAUGUAGAUCCGAUUCGAUUUAGGUAAACUCUGUGUAGGAAACUAUGAUGUAUAUGCUUGAAACUGCACUAUCGAGGGUGUACUGGACGUUAGGAAUGUCAGUUAGAUAUUGUGAUACUUUGUUAUAUGUCAGAUAAUCAGCACUUCUGCAAUGCCUUGGGUUUUUACCGUUACCCGUUUUCAUUUCUUCAUGUCCAGAUCAAACAAGUUCUCCAUGGCGCUUUUUCUUUUUUUUUUUUUUGGUUUUUCCACAAAGCAUCGAGCAGUUAGCGACAAAUCAUGCACUAUAACUCGCUUUAGUGGUGUCUGUCUGCACACACAACCCAAUUGGCCAGACAUUGCCUUAAACAUCACCUUUCUAUUUCUAUGACUGGCUGCACAAACAAGCUUUUCAGCAACUGUGUUGAUGUGUGUAUAAAUUGGGGAUUUAAAAUCCCAACAGAACUGCUGCUAUAUCUUCGGAAGUGUUUUGUUUUUUUAUAAGCAUUAACAAGACUAUUAUAUGUGAAAAGCUUGCAAAAGAAAUGUUAAUUUAUGGUGGAGAAAGUUUAAAACGGUUUGCUUAUCCGAUGGGGUAUUACAGUUCUCACAGACAGUCAGAUAAAGUGCUCUGCUAACUGGAUAUUCCCUGUGUUUGAGUUGGGCUACGAUAUAUAUAUAUCUAUAUAUAUAGUAUAUCUACACACACACACACACAUUAUGCAUCAUUUAUAUGCUGCUAAGUUCAGACCAUCCAAAGUGAAUAACAGGUGCUUUUCAUCCCGUAUUAUUUGCAUUUGUAUCCAACGUGGUUUCUCUUUAAAAAAAAAAAAAAAAAAGUUAACACAAAGAUAACAUCUGGACUUACAGUAUUACCUUCCCGUCAGUUCCCAUUGUGCAGGUCUGUCUAAAAGAACACAGUGCACUGGAGUGUUAUCCUUUCUACACAUUACAAAUCUUUUGGUAAUAAAUGGAGAAUGUCAGAUUUAAGAAAUGGCGUCUUGAAUGCAUUUCAUGCCACUGAGAGUUAUACACAAUGGCUUGGCGAAGAAACUUCCAGCGCAGAGGAACAGACGCACGAUUGUUUGGAUUUGCGUUAAUUGCGGAUUUUUGUGUUAAAAUGAAGCACAUGCAAAUGUCCGACGGCGCAGAGAGCGAGAAGAAGAGAAAAAAGGGCCAUCUCUGGGGAAUAAAUGAUUAGAAUAGUUUCCUGAGCAAAAGAGUCACCGAGAGGUCCUGGGUGCGCUUCUCAAAAGGAGUGAAACCUUGCCUAAAUCUACAGCUUGGCUUAUGCAUCAUACAGGCCGUUCUUCCAACACAAACAGGCAGGGGCUUUUUUUUACGCUCCCCCUCCGAGCUCUUCCUGAGGCCGCUUCUCAAAGCUCGCUUCACGCGCUUCUGGGAACACAGGAACUUUUUCAACCCAUUAUUUGAGGGAUAAUGCUUAAUAAGCCGCCUCUGCUGCGGUUUGUGUGGCUCUCAAAAAUCCAAAUCUUUUAAUGUAUUUCAAUGCCAUUAAGGUACUAUCUUUUUAAAGGGUCAGUAAUAUUUUGAGCUUGCUAGGAAUUGUAAUGGCACUUAAUGGCAUUUGAGUAGUUUAUUUUAAGAAGCAUAUUUAAAAUGUGAAUAAAAAUGCCAAAAACUGAA
This is a messenger RNA of Danio rerio (zebrafish), 5518 nucleotides long. NCBI's taxonomy places the organism in Eukaryota, Metazoa, Chordata, Actinopteri, Cypriniformes, Danionidae. The record is from RefSeq and is a predicted model, not a curated record.